Molecule: messenger RNA, 416 nt
Organism: Manduca sexta (tobacco hornworm)
Lineage: Eukaryota; Metazoa; Arthropoda; Insecta; Lepidoptera; Sphingidae
Exons: 2
Coding region: 62-388 (108 amino acids)
Source: RefSeq, a predicted model, not a curated record
UAUAGGUAGAUACACUGUAAAAACGGUUGACAGUACUCAAUAAGUAAAGAAUAGUGUAAAUAUGUAUCGAACGACGUUAGUAGUGCUUCUAGCGGUGUUCCUCUGUACUAAGGGGGAGCAUCUGCAAGUCGGGACGAGUAUGAACAAUGAGUUGAUCUACACUGAGAACGUAAAACUGAGCGCUGUUCCUCUGACUACAAGGACUAAGAAUGUGUUCUUCAAUGGAAAUGAUACCAGAGUUAUUAAGGGUAUCUGGGCAAUAGACAUGGACAACUCGAAGGCCAAGGCGACAGUGACGUCAGGAGGCGUCGGGUUCACCUUCACCAACCUGAAGAUCAAGAGCAAACGCGGAGACGGCCUCAACUUCCAAGUGCAGAUAUUUGCGUGAUAAUAAACUCUUGUAAACUAAAUGCUGA